AUGCGACCUCCAAGUUAUUUUAUGCGAAGUUUAACGUGUAAAAAACCUGAGUUGACUUCAUGUACUUCUGGCCGUUAUUCCCAAAAUAAACAAAAUACUUAUUUACAACGCUUCUAUGACGCAAGCUCUAACAUUUCCCUCCACAGUUCAAUCAAUAUUCAAUACCAACGCUCUAUUCCAAAGAUAACUGACUGCCCGACUCGAAUGGAAAAAAAGGCGGAAGAUGUACAUAAUGUGAAAGGUAGCGUCAAUAAUAUGGAACAGUUUUAUGUAAGUGGGUGGGAUGAUGAUGACAGGAAUGUGGAAGAAGAUGGGGGUGAGAUACAUUUGGCAGCAGAGAGGGGAGACGUUGAAUCUGUUGAGGAGCUACUAAAAUGCGAUCCAGAUCUUGUAAACGCUCGCGAUAAAGAUGGAUAUACGCCUUUACAUCGAGCUUGCUACGGUGACCACGUGAAGACCGCUGAAAUACUUAUAAGAGCUGGUGCCGAUAUAGAGGCAGGUACAUUGGAUGGAUGGCGUCCUCUACAUUCGGCCUGUCGCUGGAACAAUGCACGCAUAGUUGCGUUACUUCUUGCUCAUGGCGCAUGUGUAAACGCACCAAGUGAGGGUUCACAAACCCCUCUGCACUUAGCUGCAUCUCAUAGUCAUAGUUUGGAAACACUACAGCUGUUGCUAAUGCAUCCCAGUGUCAGACCCGAGCUGAAGAACAGUGUGGAAGAAACAGCUGAAGAAAUUGCAGUUCGAGGAGGACCUCUCGGCUAUCUGUUCGAAGUGACAGAAGAUUGUGUGAAUAAAAUAUGA
This is a messenger RNA of Schistocerca cancellata (South American locust), 801 nucleotides long. RefSeq names its product ankyrin repeat domain-containing protein 49-like. The record is from RefSeq and is a predicted model, not a curated record. The coding region runs from base 1 to 801 and encodes 266 amino acids. Lineage: Eukaryota; Metazoa; Arthropoda; Insecta; Orthoptera; Acrididae. Gene Ontology annotation, molecular function: protein binding. The transcript has 3 exons.